Messenger RNA from Ictalurus furcatus (blue catfish), 3155 nucleotides. RefSeq names its product glutamate receptor, ionotropic, N-methyl D-aspartate 1a (gene grin1a). Gene Ontology annotation, cellular component: synapse; plasma membrane; NMDA selective glutamate receptor complex. Gene Ontology annotation, biological process: ionotropic glutamate receptor signaling pathway; monoatomic ion transport; chemical synaptic transmission. Lineage: Eukaryota; Metazoa; Chordata; Actinopteri; Siluriformes; Ictaluridae. The record is from RefSeq and is a predicted model, not a curated record. The coding region runs from base 206 to 3049 and encodes 947 amino acids. Gene Ontology annotation, molecular function: NMDA glutamate receptor activity. The transcript is spliced from 22 exons.
UGCUCUGCAUGAUAAAGGUAGCUUCAAUGAAGCAAAGCAGCUCUAACCGUGUAGCUGAUACGCGCAGACGCAAACGGAGCGUCGGACCAGUGACCGUGUGCAUUCCGCCGCAGUGAGCAUGAACCUCGCACCUGGGAUUUUCCACCUCUGAGCACUGUCAUAGUAAUAGGUAUUAAUAGGCUAUUAUAUUCAGGUUCUUGCCACCAUGCGCUUUUUUGUGCCCUUUAUUCUGCUCUCCUGCUCCUGCGCUCUGGGAGGCUGCGAGAUGAAAAUCGUGAACAUCGGCGCGGUGCUGAGCCAAAAGCGCUACGAGCAAGUGUUUAAGGAUGCGGUGAACCAGGCCAGCGUGGUGUACGGCAGAGACAGGUUUAAACUCAACGCCAUCUCCGUGACGCACAAAGCCAACGCUAUUCAGAUGGCGCUGUCCGUGUGUGAGGACCUCAUCUCCAGCCAGGUCUAUGCGAUUUUGGUGAGCCACCCUCCACAGUCCAGUGACCACCUCACACCUACACCGGUCUCCUAUACUGCAGGCUUCUACCGUAUCCCUGUAGUUGGCCUUACAACCAGGAUGUCCAUCUACUCUGAUAAGAGUAUUCAUCUUUCCUUCCUGCGCACUGUACCACCUUACUCGCACCAGGCGCACGUGUGGUUCGACAUGAUGCGUGAGUUCCGCUGGAACCACAUCAUCCUGAUCGUCAGCGACGACCACGAAGGUCGAGCCGCACAGAAGAGACUCGAGACCCUUCUGGAGGAGAGGGAGACCAAGAAUAAAAAAAGGAACUAUGAAAACCUCGACCAACUGUCCUAUGACAACAAGCGAGGACCUAAGGCAGAGAAAGUCCUCCAGUUCAACCAAGAGACUAACUUAACUGCCCUGCUGCUGGAGGCCAAGGAGCUGGAGGCUCGCGUGAUCAUUCUGUCCGCCAGUGAAGACGACGCUGCUGCCGUAUACAAGACCGCUCGGUUUCUCAACAUGACUGGCUCUGGCUACGUGUGGCUAGUCGGAGAGCGGGAGAUGUCUGGUAAAGCUCUGAGUGAAGCUCCUGAUGGACUAAUUGGCCUUCAGCUCAUUAACGGCAAGAAUGAGUCAGCACACAUCAGCGACGCAGUGGCAGUCGUGGCUCAGUCCAUUCAGGAGCUUUUUGAGAAGGAGAACAUCACUGAGCCGCCUCGGGGUUGUGUGGGCAACACAAACAUCUGGAAGACUGGGCCACUCUUUAAAAGGGUUCUGAUGUCAUCCAAAUACCCAGAAGGCUUGACAGGACGAGUGGAGUUUAAUGAUGAUGGAGACAGGAAGUACGCUCAUUACAGCAUCCUUAACUACCAGAAGAGCAGGCUGAUUCAAGUCGGCAUUUAUAAUGGAACUCAGGUGGUGCUAAAUAAGCAGAGGAAGAUCAUCUGGCCUGGAGGAGAUACAGACAGACCGAAAGGUUUCCAGAUGUCUACAUGGCUAAAAAUAGUCACAAUACAUCAGGAGCCUUUUGUGUACGUGAAGCCAACAAUGCUGGAUGGGACCUGCAGGGAAGAGUACACACCAAAUGGAGUCCUAAUUAAAAAGGUGAUCUGCACUGGACCAAAUGAAACCAUCCCAGGACGCCCAACAGUCCCUCAGUGCUGUUAUGGAUUCUGCGUUGACCUACUGAUCAAGCUCGCCAUGACUAUGAACUUUACUUAUGAGGUCCAUCUGGUGGCUGAUGGGAAAUUUGGAACACAGGAGAGAGUGAACAACAGCAACAAGAAGGAGUGGAAUGGCAUGAUGGGCGAGCUCCUGGGCGGCCUUGCGGACAUGAUCGUGGCUCCACUAACGAUAAACAAUGAACGAGCUCAGUACAUUGAAUUCUCCAAACCGUUCAAAUAUCAGGGCCUCACCAUCCUUGUGAAAAAGGAAAUCCCUCGUAGUACGCUGGACUCGUUCAUGCAGCCGUUCCAGAGCACGCUGUGGCUGCUGGUGGGUCUAUCGGUGCAUGUGGUGGCGGUGAUGCUUUACCUACUAGACCGGUUCAGCCCAUUCGGAAGGUUUAAAGUAAACAGUGAAGAAGAAGAAGAAGAUGCCCUCACCUUAUCCUCGGCUAUGUGGUUCUCCUGGGGAGUGUUGCUGAAUUCUGGAAUUGGAGAAGGUGCCCCGCGUAGCUUCUCAGCGAGAAUCCUAGGUAUGGUGUGGGCCGGCUUUGCUAUGAUCAUUGUAGCAUCCUAUACUGCCAACCUGGCUGCCUUCUUGGUGCUGGACCGGCCUGAGGAGCGCAUCACCGGCAUCAAUGACCCGAGGUUGAGGAACCCAUCAGACAAGUUUAUCUACGCCACAGUGAAGCAGAGUUCGGUGGAUAUCUACUUCCGACGCCAGGUCGAGCUGAGCACCAUGUAUCGCCACAUGGAGAAGCACAACUACGAGAGCGCCGCUGAGGCCAUCCAGGCUGUUCGGGACAACAAGCUGCAUGCUUUCAUCUGGGACUCUGCGGUGCUGGAGUUUGAAGCCUCGCAGAAGUGCGACCUGGUGACCACGGGAGAGCUGUUUUUCCGUUCGGGCUUUGGCAUAGGCAUGCGCAAGGACAGCCCCUGGAAACAGAAUGUGUCCCUGGCUAUUCUCAGUUCCCAUGAGAACGGCUUCAUGGAGGACCUGGAUAAAACCUGGGUGAGAUACCAGGAGUGUGACUCAAGGAGCAAUGCCCCAGCCACACUCACCUUUGAAAACAUGGCAGGGGUCUUUAUGCUGGUAGCUGGAGGCAUUGCAGCAGGGAUCUUCCUCAUCUUUAUUGAGAUCGCAUACAAGCGACACAAAGACGCCCGCAGGAAGCAGAUGCAGCUAGCCUUUGCGGCCGUCAACGUCUGGAGAAAGAACCUGCAGCCCUCUUCCUCUGUAGAGACUCAGGAUGAUAGGAAAAGUGGUAGAGCAGAGCCAGACCCCAAAAAGAAACCCUCUUUUAGGUCCAUCAGUACCACCCUGGCCUCCAGCAUCAAGAGACGUAGGUCCUCCAAAGACACGCAGUACCCACCUACAGACAUCACGGGCCAGCUCAACCUGUCCGACCCAUCUGUCAGCACCGUGGUGUGAGACAGAGAAAGAGAAAGAGAAAGUGGGGGAAUGUUCAUUUCUUAAAGACAGACAUGGGGUGGGAGGAAUCGGUAUUCACCCAGGAAUUUCCUCUGUCCCGAGUCGC